CGACAGUCAUAAAUAUUGGGGAUUGGGACAGUGGCGUCGCAGUUGCCGUUGUUCCAGCGCGACCAGUUAACAAACAUGGGACGUCCGUCGUUGUUCAUCGUAGCUUCAUUGCUAGCCACAUUGAUGGCUGGCGUUUCUUGCAAGUUUAAGUUACCUGAUUUCCCCGGACUACCACAGCUACCAGAAUUACCGCCAGUUGAAACCGUGAUUCAUCCCGUCCCGGACUAUGGAACUCUGAACGGCACGGUGGAAUCUUCCGUCUACAACAACCGCACGUUUUGGGGCUUUCGCAGUGUCUUCUACGCCGAAAUGCCCACACCUGAGAUGCGAUUCUUACCUCCGUUACCACGAAAACCUUAUCCAGAGGGCGAGAUCGUACAGGCCAUCUACAACAAUGCAGGCUGUGUCCAACAUUUGCCAUUAGGAGACGAGGAUUGCCUUUCCGUCAGCAUUUAUACCCCAUAUCUGACCGACGAUACCACUGACCCCCAAACACUUCUACCUGUCAUUGUUUGGAUUCACGGUGGCUCUUUCAGAUCCGGCCAAGCCGUCGAAUAUCUACCUGGAAGAUUCAUGGAGGAAGACGUCGUCCUCGUUGUCAUUCAGUACCGUUUGGGUCCUCUAGGUUUCCUCUCUUUCGACACUGACGAAGUGCCUGGAAACGCCGGAAUUUUUGACCAGAUCGAAUCCCUUCGUUGGGUCAAUAAGCACAUCAAAUACUUUGGAGGCAACAAGGACUUGGUCACGAUCGCCGGUGAAAGCGCGGGCAGUGCAAGCGUAUCCAUUUUGCUGUUGGCCGAACAAGCCCAGGGACUCUUCCAUCGUGCCAUCGGAGAGAGUGGCUCUGUCCUGGCCGAAUGGGCUGUGGACCGUGACGGAAGAGGAAAGAAGGCUUCCAUGAGAGUGGCCGAAAUCGCCGGAUGUCCUCUUGAACCUUACGAAGAUUUGCUCAAUUGUGUCCGUAACAUCGAUGCUCAAGAAUUGAUUGACGCUUACGGACAAUUCCGCGAUGAAGAUCUGAAAAACGGAGGCAUGGGUUUCGGUGCCUCGAAUCCUGUCAUGCAAAUCGCAGGGGCGCAACGCAUACUCGAAGUUGAGCCCAGGAAGCAGUUUGAAACCGGAAAUUACAACAACGUACCAAUCAUGUUUGGUGCCAACAAGCACGAAGGAGUGCUUGUUUUUUCAUACGCCUGGAAGGAUUACAUGAUGCCCAACAAUAUGACCACUAAUGCCACCUUUUUGGAGAACGACCUCGUUCCAAAUAUUUUGAAGUCACUCCACAUUCGAGAUGAUACUGGAGUGUUGGCCGAUGCCUUAGUGGACAAAUACCUGGGAGAUGCAGACAUGGGAGAUUUCACUUCAAUGACUCCAGGACUUACGGACAUGCUGGGUGUUUUGUUCCUGAAAUCGGCCGGCUACGAAACUGUUCGUCUUCACUCCUUGCACAAUGAACAUUCGUAUUGGUACUCGUUUAACUACGAGGGAAGAAACAGUUUGUUCAUUUACCUGUUUGCCUCCAACCCUCCGAACUACCCACCCGUUGACCAUGGUGUCGAUCACGCUGACGAAAUGAUUUACCUGUUCAUCUAUCCAUUCCCAUCUGAUCCUCCAUUUUUGGAUGAGCGAGAGAAAGACCUAUCGCUGAAAAUGAUCCAAGUUUGGACAAACUUCGCUAUUUACGGUAAUCCAACGCCUGAUGAGGUUGAGCUAUUGCCUGGCCUUCCGAAAUUCUUGCCCUACAGCCGAGACAUGGAAUCGUACAUGGAUAUCGACUGCGAAUGGCAGUCGAAAAUUGACUACACCAAAACGUAUACUAUUUCCGUUGACGACAUCAAGGCUGGACACAUUCCUUGCAGAUGUGCUGGAGAAGAUGCUGACGUCUGUUUCCGAUGAAAAGCUUGCCACCCAAGAAACCAUUGUUUAUCAACACCUAUUGCUUCCCAGUUCCCAAUGCAAGACCCCAACUUUCCUAACUAAACCUUGACGAAAUAAUACACAAUAGGUUUCUGUAUUGCACGGAUGCAUCCAUACACUAUCGAGUGAAAUAAAGAGUGACUCGAUGAUACAACGAAGCAGAAU
Daphnia carinata is the source of this 2079-nucleotide messenger RNA. Its product is annotated as acetylcholinesterase-like. The transcript has 11 exons. The record is from RefSeq and is a predicted model, not a curated record. NCBI's taxonomy places the organism in Eukaryota, Metazoa, Arthropoda, Branchiopoda, Diplostraca, Daphniidae. The coding region runs from base 76 to 1893 and encodes 605 amino acids.